This is a messenger RNA of Microthlaspi erraticum, 2478 nucleotides long. Lineage: Eukaryota; Viridiplantae; Streptophyta; Magnoliopsida; Brassicales; Brassicaceae. The record is from the annotation of a GenBank genome assembly.
AUGGCCAGAUCUUCAUCCCCACAGGAGAAGAAGAAAGCCGUGACCGGAUCUUCAUCCUCACAGGAGAAGAAGAAAGCCAUGGCAGGAUCUUCAUCCCCACAUGAGAAGCUGGUCAUCACUCUUUGGGAUAUUGAAAGCACUCCACUCCCUCAAAGUUAUCCAGUUAUUAAGUUGAAAGAGAACAUUGAAAAGUCUGAAACACAUCUACCAAAACGUGAUGAAACGAUCACUUUAGUUGAUGAAGAAGAUGAUGAAUUUGUGACAAAAUACAUUGCUGACAAGAACGGACUUAAAGCAGACUGGAGAGGUUUCGCCACCGAUCAUCAGCUAGACUAUGGAGAUGCCGUUGUGUUUCACCUCAUCUCCCCAACAAUGUUCAAGGUUUAUAUCAUUAAGAUAUAUGAUGAAGUGAACAAUGAUUCAGAUGUGAAGUUAGAUCUCACUAGAUCUACUUUCAUUGAAGUCAGAUCUGGAAGUUGUCAAGUCUACUACAGAGUUACUUCCAUCACCAGAAGUCUCAGCGCCUCAAAAGUCUCACUUGAGACUGUCGUGGACUUCCACUUGGAAGAUCCUGCGAGAGAUAAAUCUACAAUGGCGGACUACAAAGGGAAAAGCAUUGCAAUGGAGGAUGAUGACGAACCAAUCCAGCUUCCAGAACAAGAUAAUCUCAAUCUCAUCCAGGAAUAUGGCCUGUCCCUUAUAAGCAGAGUCAUAAAUCCCAAGAAACAAGACGUCGAAAAACUGAUUGGGUUCAUGCCUCAACAUUGGGGUUUAGAAGACAGAAUAACAGCCAUGGAUCUGGGUAAAGGAACCUUCCUUUUCAACUUUGAAACAGAGGAGGAUCUACAAUUAGUUUUGGAGCUAGGCCCCUUCCAUUACAACUUCUGGAUGUUCGUUUUAGUUCGAUGGGAGCCAAUAGUCCAUGAUGACUAUCCGUGGGAGAUGACAUGCUGGACACAACUCUCGGGCAUUCCUCUCCACCUGUGGACUGAAACCAACAUGCGGAGCAUAGGAGAAAAGCUGGGCCAUAUCCUUGAGAUUAAUGUCGAUGAGGGUAAAAUACUUCUCACCAUUGAUAGUAGGAAGCCACUAAAGUUUACAAGAAAGAUUAGAUGCCACAAUGGAGAUGAGACAACAAUCCAGAUCAAAUAUGAGAGACUUUUCAAAUUCUGCUCCCACUGUGGACUCAUGUCUCACGAAGUCUCAUCUUGUUCCAUCCGAGAGGAUGAAAUCAAUACUCAGAGACAAACUCCCCGGACCGGAAUCUUCUCUCGACUUCAAGUUGGACCUCAACAGACCAACAACCACAAUGACCGUCACUUGGAACGGCAAGAUGAACGCCAUGGCGAUCAUCCCAAAGGUACGCUCAGGCCAAGACACAAUGAAGGGGACAGAUACCCCAACAAAACCUUGAUGGAGAGACAGACAAAACGGACCAUCCCCUAUUCCAAGGACAACGAUAGAAGAGGAGAUUUGGUCCAUCGAUCAAGAUACUCCAUAAGAGAGAACCGGGGAGGCAACUCUUACCACAGGGAAGCAAACUUCAGGGACACAUACAGAGAAACAUAUCCCAAAGAGAUCAGAACACAACAUGGAUAUCCUUACCGUCGUAAGGAAUUUGAGGACCACCGCUCCACCUGGAUCAAACGACCACGACCAGAAGGAACUAAUGCGGAGGAGGCUAAAGAAAGACACCAGAGCACUAACAAAGGAGUAGAAAGAGACGCAGAUCAUCAAAGAGAGAAAGUCCAACCGCUGAAAAGCCAUCACUCCAAAGCUCUUCCCACCGAUAAGGAAACAAAUAAAAAAGAUGGGAUCUCAGAGGAAGUCCAGUCUCACCGUUGUGAGCUUGAAACGAACAUAAUCCCACAAACCAUUCCAGAGACUAAUCAAGACACCCCAACAGUUGGGAACCAGUCUCAAUCUCCUAUGGAUGAAGACAAUAACCCAAACUCGCCAAACGAUGAUAUCAUGAUUGGAGCCCUUCAAGAGGAAGGUAGAGAAGACCAAGAACUUAAUGAGGAAAAUGGAGAUAAUGAAGACUUUUUAGAAGAUGAUUUACUAGGUGAAGAUCUAGAGCUGCUGGAAUCCGAGAAGAAACAAUCUUCUAAUACUAUGAGCGGCUCACAUGAGGACAGUCUAAACGAGACCAUCACGGCGUUUAAGGCUAAGGUUAAAUCAAGAGGGCAAAAGAAUCAAGAAGAGACCACAACAGCAAGAAAAACAGCUCCAACAACAAAAAAGACCUCGAGGAACCUGUUUCCAACAGGUAGUCUUAUCAAGAAGACUGGAAUCCUCCGUAGAGGUUCACCACGCAAGCGUACUGCCUCCAACAACAAUCUAACUGCUCCUAAGGAGAUCCCACACCCGAGUGUCUCAUACCCCUCAAGCAAGAUUACUAGAGUCUCAAAAACUCAACCUAAUGACAAAGAAGCUGGUUUGGUGGAUUCCCAGAAACCACCCAGUUCUCAUCCAUGA